This is a messenger RNA of Triticum dicoccoides, 2017 nucleotides long. RefSeq names its product protein DETOXIFICATION 16-like. Gene Ontology annotation, biological process: xenobiotic detoxification by transmembrane export across the plasma membrane. The record is from RefSeq and is a predicted model, not a curated record. NCBI's taxonomy places the organism in Eukaryota, Viridiplantae, Streptophyta, Magnoliopsida, Poales, Poaceae. The coding region runs from base 298 to 1887 and encodes 529 amino acids. Gene Ontology annotation, cellular component: membrane. The transcript has 10 exons. Gene Ontology annotation, molecular function: xenobiotic transmembrane transporter activity; antiporter activity.
CUUCAUUCUUCCUAAAUAGCCCUACGAAGUUUCUACACAAAUCUGGAAAACAUGUUUUCCUUCACUUUUUAGGCAGGAUCAGGCCCACUGCAUGCAAUCCUGAACGGCUCGCCUCUUCGCCGACCCAGGAGUAGCAGGCACCGUUGCAUGAGAACAGACUGCAUGCUGAAAACGACUCUGAAGGCACGUUCAACUUGGCUGCCAAGCGACUGCGUCUGUUUCCUCUUGGUUUCCAGUGCCGGGCCUAUACAAUAAUGAUGAGAACCAGAACGUGAGAUUUCUAGCACGUUGCCAGCCAUGGAGGAGCCUCUUGUUGGGGGCAAGAGCGACAGUGAGGAGACAGGAGGGCCAAAGGAGAGCUUGGUGGUGAUUGAGGUGAAGAAGCAGCUGUACCUCGCCGGGCCCCUCAUCGCCGGAUGCCUGCUGCAGAACGUCGUGCAGAUGAUAUCGGUCAUGUUUGUCGGCCAUCUCGGCGAGCUCGCCCUCUCGAGUGCCUCCAUCGCCACCUCCUUCGCCAAUGUCACCGGCUUCAGCUUGAUGUCUGGCAUGGCGAGCAGCUUGGACACACUGUGUGGGCAAGCCUUCGGGGCAAAGCGGUACCAUCUGCUCGGCAUCUACAAGCAGAGGGCCAUCCUUGUGCUCACUCUGGUGGGCGUUGUGGUUGCGGUGCUCUGGGCGUACACCGGGCAGAUCCUCCUGCUCUUCGGCCAGGACCCGGAGAUUGCCAUGGGGGCAGGGAGCUACAUCCGGUGGAUGAUUCCGGCACUGUUCGCUUACGGACUGCUGCAGUGCCACGUCCGGUUCCUCCAGACGCAAAGCAUCGUAGUCCCGGUGAUGGCGAGCGCAGGUCUCACGGCGCUGAGCCACGUGCUUGUGUGCUGGUUGCUGGUAUACAAGCUUGGGCUGGGCAACAAGGGCGCUGCUCUGGCCAAUGCUGUCUCGUACCUGGCCAAUGUGUCAAUCUUGGCUCUCUACAUCAGAGUCUCUCCAUCCUGCAAGAGCACCUGGACAGGGCUCUCAAAGGAGGCGUUUCACGACAUCGUCAGCUUCAUGAAGCUUGCCCUGCCAUCUGCGCUCAUGGUUUGCCUAGAGUGGUGGUCGUUUGAGCUUCUGGUACUUCUCUCCGGACUUCUGGCAAAUCCUAAGCUUGAGGCAUCGGUGUUGUCUAUUUGCUUAAACACGGCUUCAUUAACAACUCAGCCUCCGUACAGUCUUUGCGGCAAUGAAUUUCAUCGUGUAUCUUGCCAUUGUAGCACCCGUGUUUCAAACGAGCUUGGUGCUGGGCGACCUGAAGCUGCCCGUCUGGCUACUCGUGUGACCAUGGUUCUGGGUCUCGUGACAGGUGUGUCGUUAGGACUUAUUAUAGUCUCGGUGCGCAAUCUAUGGGGGUAUGCGUACAGCAACGAGAAGGAGGUGGUGGAGUACAUUGCAAGAAUGAUGCCGCUUCUUUCCGUGUCGAUCAUUUUCGACGAUAUGCAAUGUGUUCUUUCAGGUGUUGUUAGGGGCUGUGGCCUGCAAAGGAUUGGAGCUUGUGUCAAUCUCAGCGCAUACUACCUUAUCGGCAUCCCGGCAGCGCUAUGCUUUGCCUUUGUCUUCCAUCUUGGCGGAAUGGGGCUGUGGUUCGGAAUAAUCUGCGGAUUGAUCGUGCAGAUGCUGCUUCUGCUGGCCAUCACCGUGCGCACCAACUGGGACAAAGAGGCUCUCAAGGCGAAGAACAUGAAGAUGGAACAAGAUGCACAAUUGCUCUUGGCCAGGACCAGGGCGCUGACUGGGCAAAGGAGACAAGGAACUCGUGAGGAAAUUAAUUGGUCAUCGCUUAGUCUCCAUGUCACCAGCAUGGCGCUUCCUCCAAGGAAACGUCGCCCGAUGAAUGAUCUGUUUCAGUGAUUUUUUGUCGAAGACGUGAGAUAGAAUUAUAGAAAUAGAAUGGAUGUUUUCACAGGCAAAGGCAUGGCACUCAGUCGAUACGUGUAAGGAAAUAAAGCAAUAAAGUAAAAAUGUUGUGUUUACUAGAAAA